Adineta steineri is the source of this 2316-nucleotide messenger RNA. The record is from the annotation of a GenBank genome assembly. Lineage: Eukaryota; Metazoa; Rotifera; Eurotatoria; Adinetida; Adinetidae.
UGUUUAUAUUAUAUUGCUCAAUGCUAUUUUGUUGUUCUUUUUUUUUUCAUUUUUCUUAUAUUGGAUUGAUUAUUUCGUGUGAAAUUUCUUAUUAUUAUUUCUUCUUUCGGUGAAUGUAUAUUAUUAAUUUGUUUCGUGUCAUAGACAAAGUUUAAGCUGAAAAAAGUAAAAAGAAUAUUUGACAUUCAUCAUUUACAUUUAUUUAAAUUCAUUGCGUAGAUGACGUAUAUAAAAGAGUCAAUCUUUUUCAUAUAUCUGUCAAAUAAAGUUAAUAAUGUAUUUUGAUUUCCUUUUUCUUCUUCAUCAAAAAUAUCUGUCUGGUCUUAUUAAGCAUGCCUUAUUAGGCACUUUAUCUGUCAAAACUAAUAAUAUCUUCAAUAUUGUAAUACUUUAUAGCACUAUCCAUGACUAGUUAUUUUUCUAUAAGAACACAAUUAAUUAUAACAAAGAAACAUAGAAUAUUAAGUUUAUUUUUAGUAUACGAAUCAGACAACAUUAGAUUUUAUAAUUAGAUUUUCAAAAGAAUAUUUGCAGUUGUUUACUUUCAUUAUAAAAUCUUUUUGUAAGAGAAAUCUCAGUCUAUUCACUAUAAUUUCCGGUACAAAAAUUCCUUACGGAAAGUGAAGAUUGAUGUCAAAAUAAAAACAAAAACAAAAACUAUGAAUGAUUGCGUUUCAUAAUCUCGAUAGAAAAUAAUGUAUAUUAUAUCGAUCGAAAGCUGAUUAUGAUGUCCGAUCUAAUAGCCAACUAUUCUAUUAUUAUAUUUCAUUUGUAUUUGCAAAAUAUAAACUAUUUUCUAUUAAAAAUAUGAAUCUAAAAUAAGCAAAAUUGUAUUAUUAAGUCUUGUAUAUUAAAGGAAAAUUUAGUUAUAUUAUUAUUUUAAAACUGAAUUAUUCGAUAAAGAAAAUGAUAAUGAACAAUAGUUUCUACGUAGAAGUAUUUCUCAUAUUUUUGGUUUUUACAAUCAAAUAAAAAAACAAUAAGAAGUUAUGGUAAAAAAGUGUAGUUCAUUUUGAGUAAUGUUAUUUUGUCGUAGAUUCAAUCGAUAUUUCCUUCUAUAAAAAGAUAAUAGAUAAUAGAUAAAUGAAAAAACGUUAACUUUGAUGAUCUUAGAUCUUUGUUCAUUUUCUAUAAAGUGAUUAAAAAGAAAUAAUUUUCUAACUAACAAGAGGUCUAUGAUAAAUAUAUUAUGCUUAUAUGGCAUCCAGUCUAUCUUUGUCUUAAUGUCACUGAUAUAAAUUUUCACUGCUUGUAUAAUUAAGUUAAAUAUUAAAUAAUCACUUGAUACUUAAAAAGUCAAUUGAUUCUUCGUUAUUUUUCUUUCAACAAAUAGUUAAUUAUAUUAUUAAAAUUAUAUAUAGAUCGAGUAUCGAUAGAUUUAAUCUGUAUAUUUAUAACAGUCGUAUAUAAAUAUAUGUAAACUAUACGCAUGUGUGUAAAAUUUCUUAAUCAUUGACUUUUUCUUUUUGCUGAUAAGAAAUCAUAUCAAUUGUUGUUGAAUAUUUACUCUAAACAGAAGUAUUAAAUAAACUAAGAAUUGUAAACAAUAUUAUAGUAGUUUUCGCUAAUGAAUAGUAACAUGUUUUCCGUCUUGUACUUAUUGUUAAUUAAUAUGGCUGCGACAAUGACCAAAUUUUUUAGUGAAAAUAAUGAUCAUGCUUUAGUCAUAUUUAAGUCUAACAAAAAUGAAUAAUACACUAUUUUUUUGUAAAGAAUAAUAAUAAUCAUUUUCGAGAACAACUUAUGUGCUUUAUUUCUAUCUCUAUCAACUUAAUAGAAAAUAAUAAAAUUGAGGGUGUGGGUCUCAGUAUGACAGUAACAACUAUGUCCACACCCACCCACAUCCUAGUCUAUACUAUUAUCUAAUGCUUUAGAUCUUUACUAUGUUACUAGCGUUUUGAAAAUAAAUUGUUUGAGUUCUUUUGCUUUUAACUUCUUAUGGGUGUGUAAUUAUUCGUUUAUUUGAAGGAAAUACUUGAUUGGCGAACAAGUCGAGAAUUCUUUUAUUGGAGUUUAAAACGACGUUUAGGAGAAGAUCAUGCAAUCAAAAUACUUCUUACCGCUGAUUCUUCAUUAGAUUAUCAUAAAUGUCUUCAAUGGACAAAUGAUAAGGAAGUUGUUCAAUGGCUUGACGAAUUUAAUGAAUCUUCAUUAAUAAAUGAUCGUAUAACAAAUUUACAAAAAGAAAAUGCUCGUCAAAAAAUCUAUCGAUUACUUGAAAUGCAUCCUGAUCUUCUAUCGGAUAUAAAUAAACAUUUAAAUGACGAACAACGUCAAGCAAUCAAUCGAAACUUGAAUAGUAAAACAAAAAAUUAG